UCUUUUUGCUACGUUAUAUAUUUGCAGCUCUAGCUAACCAUGUUAGGUCCAAUUUUAUCAGUCAAGCUUCAAGUGACUCUGAACUAGCCAAACAUAAAACAAAAGGUUAUGAUGACAGUAUUGGCAAUUUGAUGGAUGCCAAGAAAGACAUAGACGGGGUUUUAUCUACAACUAAACUUCUACCCAAUGUUCAGAAUAUGAAACAAAAUGUUACGGAAAAAUUAGGACUUAUAUUCAGGCGUGGAGUCAAAAAUGGAACAAAUGGAGUAGAUGAGGUACUUUCUCUUGGAGCUGACGUCAUUCCAGAGUACAAACUGCAAUCAUCUCGCAUCCACAGGUGCACAAUUCUUCAUUAUUCUCCGUUCAAAGCUGUUUGGGACUGGAUUAUACUUCUCCUUGUGAUCUACACAGCAAUAUUUACUCCCUAUGUUGCAGCUUUUCUUUUAAGUGAGGAACGUAAAAAGGAAGCUUAUCAGAGCGUGCAAAACUCUUAUCAAGAUCCUCUCACCAUUAUAGACCUUAUUGUCGAUGUGAUGUUUAUCAUCGACAUUCUUAUCAACUUCCGUACCACGUAUGUCAAUAAAAACGAUGAAGUAGUCAGCCAUCCAGGGAAAAUUGCUGUUCAUUAUUUUAAGGGUUGGUUUCUCAUUGAUGUGGUGGCUGCCAUCCCAUUUGACUUGUUACUGUUCGGUUCAGAAACUGAUGAAACUGCCACGUUAAUCGGUUUGCUGAAAACUGCUCGUCUGCUUCGGCUGGUGCGGGUUGCACGGAAACUGGACCGGUAUUCCGAAUAUGGCGCUGCAGUAUUAAUGUUAUUGAUGGCAACUUUUGCUCUUAUUGCUCAUUGGUUGGCCUGCAUAUGGUAUGCCAUUGGCAAUGUUGAACGUCCCCUUUUACGACAUCCGGUAGGCUGGUUGGACGAACUGGCCAAACAAACUCAACAGUACUAUUCACCGAAUGAAACUCACAGUGGCCCAACUAUCAAGUCUAAAUAUGUCACAGCCCUAUAUUUCACAUUUAGUAGCCUUACCAGUGUAGGGUUUGGCAAUGUUUCCCCUAAUACGAAUUCAGAAAAAAUAUUUUCGAUUUUGAUAAUGUUGAUUGGGUCUCUUAUGUAUGCAAGUAUCUUUGGCAACGUUUCUGCAAUCAUCCAGCGUUUGUAUUCAGGUACAGCUCGCUACCACACGCAAAUGCUUCGAAUUAAAGAAUUCAUUCGUUUUCACCAAAUUCCUAACCCAUUACGACAGAGACUUGAAGAAUACUUCCAACAUGCCUGGUCUUAUACCAAUGGUAUAGACAUGAACAUGGUAUUAAAGAGUUUUCCAGAAUGCCUUCAAGCUGAUAUUUGUCUACAUUUAAACAGAAACCUUCUUAGUAAUUGCCCAGCCUUUCAAGAGAUCUUGAAAGACAAGUUAGAAGUUCAAUUUGGAUUUGAAACCGUUAUUGCUGUUGUUAUUGUUCUUGUCAUUGUCGUCGUCGUCAUUAUUAUCGCUCGCAGCAAAUCUAAAUCCGUUUACUCUUCUGCUAUUUUCCUCCUGUUUUCAGGAACUGAUGACGUCUUUGGAGAGAACCUAUGUAAGCAUAUGACCAUUGGCAAAUCCAGUUGUAAUGUUCGCGCUUUAACCUAUGGUGACCUUCAUAAGAUUAAUCGGGAAGAUCUUUUGGACAUACUUGAUAUGUAUCCAGAAUUUGCUGAAAGUUUUACCAAAAAUCUAGAAGUCACAUUUGAUUUAAGAGAUUGGGCAAAAAAAAAAGUCUUUUCUUGCUUCCCAGAGAUAUUACGGAAUGAAAAAGCUUGUCGACGAGAUAGACGAUUACGGCAUCGGUCGAGUCAGGAGACGGAACCGGGCCUCUCUUAUGAGUCCAGUGAUGAAGAGAUCAGAGAGAGUGGUGCUGGAAUUCUAGAGUUUUCACCAGCAAAAGCGGGCCAAGAUGUAACGCCCGCCAACUUUGAUUUCCAGCCGAGAGACAAAGAGAAGAAGCUGAGUUCAGGGUUCCCUUACAUUGCAGGUGCUUUAUCUAGUGUGAAUACUUUAGUUAACGUGGUCACAGGGCGACACGAUUCCACAAAAAAAAGCCAGGAAACAGCACCUUUAUUGCAGGAGUUGAGUGCAAGUCCUGAAACUCAGCACAAAGUGACAUCUUCAUCAAGUGUACCAAAAUCUACGUCGAGUAUGACUCUACCAGUGUCUACGUCGUCCAGCCAUUCCCAGUUCGACGAGCAUCAGCCUUCAGGAAGAGGUGGUGCUGAUUCACAAACAGCGAUGGUAGGACACACAAGUCCGUUGGAUGUGGAAAGGAGAUUGGAGGAUAUGACAAGGCAGCUUUGCAGGUUAGAAAAAAAAAUGAGCUCAGAUAUAUCAAUGAUUUUAAGCAUUUUACGCAACCAGUAUUCAACUGCUGCUGUAUCAGUCCCAGCCGUAAGUUUCAGUGGAGGUGCUCAAAUCAGCUCUUCGUCACAGGCCCCAGCCAGUGGCAGUUAUACAGCGCCAGUCUCUUGUAAAACAGCUGUAUCAGAGCCGAAAACAACAGCAGGAAGUAACUAUCAAGCAUUUCCAAAAUCUAGUGAACAACAACAACUACAUCAACAACAGCAACAACAUCAACAACAACAGCAACAGCAGCAGCAGCAGCAACAACAUUCGCAGCAGCUGGAUUCAAAUGUAACAAACAUGGUGGGUGGGGAUGUGAGUUCCGUUCCAGAUGAUGAUGUAUUCCAGUUCCCCCCUCCGCCUCCUCCUUAUUCAAGUGAUGUCCAGAUUGGUGUCCCAUACCAGGUCAGCUCAUCUGAAGAUUUGUGUUGCUGUGAAGGACCUGUAGAUCACCAUUUCACUCCGUCACCUUCUCCUUCUUUGGAAUAUCCCAUGUUUUAAACCCGGAGUAAUUAAACACACAAGGAGUACUACUUUGAUUACUACUACUACUACUACUACUACAGCGUUGGAGCCAUCAGAACAGCAACAGCAAAAGAAAGAAAAAAAAACAAAAGCAAAAUAUAAACAAAAACAAACACGAGUUUUUGGAGCAAGUUGCUACUCUCCCAAAUGGAAAAUGGUAUUGUCAAGAAUGGCCUGAUGAGCAUUCUUGAAGUUUUUCGCACACACACACACACACACUGUCACCCUCUUCUUUAACCUGAACCUUAACCCCUAAGCCAUCCCUACCCCUCCUGCCAAAGUCGUUGCUUGUGUAAAAAGCUGGUGGUGCCAGUGUGUUCUGUGAGGUAUUGCAGAACGUCAGUUCUUCCCAGUAGCUUCAAUGAUUAACCCUUUCCCUAACCCCCACCUCCAUCACACACACUGCCCCCAACACAUACACACACACACACACAAACUCAUCCCCCCCCACACACACACAUAUUCC
This is a messenger RNA of Octopus bimaculoides (California two-spot octopus), 3363 nucleotides long. RefSeq names its product voltage-gated inwardly rectifying potassium channel KCNH6. Gene Ontology annotation, biological process: potassium ion transmembrane transport; regulation of membrane potential. Gene Ontology annotation, molecular function: inward rectifier potassium channel activity. Gene Ontology annotation, cellular component: plasma membrane. Lineage: Eukaryota; Metazoa; Mollusca; Cephalopoda; Octopoda; Octopodidae. The record is from RefSeq and is a predicted model, not a curated record.